CCUGGGCUCUUUGUGGGGCCGCGAGCUCGGUGGAGAACCGAGAGCUCCGUCUGCUUUGCUGACGCUGCUGGCAGUGGGGCUGUCUCCGGGAGGCGGACCGGCGAACGCCCAGUGCCCACACUCGGCAGCCUGCCGCGCCUGUCUGCGCCCGUGACAUCCUUACCCGAGACGCAGUGACCGUGUUUAAAUCACAAGGGCGUGGGUCAGGCUCCCCUAGGACUUCAUGUCUGUAUAUUUCCCCAUUCACUGCCCUGACUAUCUGAGAUCGGCCGAGAUGACUGAGGUGAUGAUGAACACCCCAUCCAUGGAGGAAAUUGGCCUCAACCCCCGAAAGGAUGGCCUUUCCUAUCAGAUCUUCCCUGACCCGUCAGACUUCGACCGCUGCUGCAAACUGAAGGACCGUCUGCCCUCCAUCGUGGUGGAGCCCACAGAGGGGGAAGUAGAGAGCGGGGAGCUCCGGUGGCCCCCCGAGGAGUUCUUGGUCCAGGAGGAUGAGCAGGACAACUGUGAAGAGACACCGAACGAAGACAAGGAACAGUAGGGUCCACGCCGGCUCCCACAGGGUCACACCAGACAGCAUCUGUACCCGAACUGUGUUCUUUCCCGCUACCAUGGAAGGAGAGCAUGAGCCACAAUAGUUCUGAAAAAGUCAGAUGAUGGCUUCCGUUUUGCACCUGCAAAUCACUGAGUUGGUUUUCUUUUCUUUUCUUUUCCUUUUUUGAGAUGUCGGGCAGCGGAGCCCUCUGCGACAACACGCCAGACCUUUGAGAAAGGAAGCUGCUUAGAGCAGGGGUUGGGGGGUGCGGGGAGGUGGGCGU
This is a messenger RNA of Eubalaena glacialis (North Atlantic right whale), 818 nucleotides long. RefSeq names its product LBH regulator of WNT signaling pathway (gene LBH). The transcript is spliced from 3 exons. NCBI's taxonomy places the organism in Eukaryota, Metazoa, Chordata, Mammalia, Artiodactyla, Balaenidae. Gene Ontology annotation, cellular component: nucleus. Gene Ontology annotation, biological process: positive regulation of DNA-templated transcription. The record is from RefSeq and is a predicted model, not a curated record. The coding region runs from base 224 to 541 and encodes 105 amino acids.